Messenger RNA from Siniperca chuatsi (mandarin fish), 6440 nucleotides. It is a transcript of the gene jhy, whose product is annotated as junctional cadherin complex regulator. Gene Ontology annotation, biological process: axoneme assembly. The record is from RefSeq and is a predicted model, not a curated record. The coding region runs from base 195 to 2609 and encodes 804 amino acids. The transcript has 10 exons. NCBI's taxonomy places the organism in Eukaryota, Metazoa, Chordata, Actinopteri, Centrarchiformes, Sinipercidae.
CGUAUAAUGGACGUAUUCCUCUGUGUGACCCGGGUGGUUGAAACUCGGAGCUUUUAUGAAGAGCACUUGAAGGAAGCAGGUGUGCGUCGGCGUUGCCAUGGUUGCACUGCUGAGGAGAGGACUGACAAAGGAAAACAGUUUCCGCAUAGAUGAUCAGAUCUUCAUGAAGCAGACUGUCCACCUACAACAUAAACAUGGAUAAAAGACUCAAGCAUGAAAGGAUGUGUCAAGUGUUGAAGACCGAGCAAGAGAAGCAUCUUUCUCCAAGACAAGCAGUUCUGGCCAGCCAGUGGGACUCUGUGGAGUCCGACACAGAGAGCUUGGCCCAGGAGAGAGCUUACCAACAGCAGCUACACAUGUGUAUUCGCCACCAUGAUCCAAACAAAUACAUACUGCCUCAAAGGGGGGAUGCUGACAGCUUACAGCAUGGAGACAGAGGUGAAGAUGCAAAUGUGGAUGAAACUGAAGAUCUUCAGGUUUAUGAUAGCUUAGAAGUAGCAGCACUGCCCCAUGCCAAGAGGAACCCCACCUUGUUACAGACUGCAUAUUUGGAUACACAAAUAGACCUAGAUGAAAGAGAAGGAACAAGCCAGCUGCUCUCUGAUGAUGCCUAUUCUGACCUGCGCUAUGACCCCAACUGGAGGACCAACCUGAAGGGAGCUGGCUGCUUCAAUGAGAGUCCACAGAUUUCCAUCGAGGAAUAUAACCAAGUCCCUAAAGAGAAAUCUAGUCAGUCAUGUGGUGACAGACAGGGACUGGUAAUAAAAGGAGGAUACAUCGUCAACACAAGCCCAGCUGUUGUGGUGACUUAUAUGGCUGGCAAUGAGUCUGACCAGCCCUACCGCCUACACCCACAAGAUGGUCAGACCAGCUCAGUAACACCUCCCCACUGUCACAAGCAUGCUUUACGACUUAGAUCACCAGGGGCUGACCUACCAAGGCCAUCCAGCACUUCCAUUAAAAAUGAAAAUGACAACACUUUACAGGGAGGAUUCAGAGAGAAGUGUGAAAAUAGCUGUUAUAAUGCUGGUGAAAAUAUUAGCAGAUCUCCUGAGCUGACAGAGGGUUUACAUGCUGUGUACAUCCAAGACUUUAAGACCUACUACCAGCAAGACCGGAGACGCACACAAGGAGGACCCACUCAGACACAGCAAAUGAGUGCGUCCACGUUGAUGAAUCCUAAGGUUUUAUCGAAAAAAAAGCUAGAAAGAGUCACAGAGAACAUAGUGGAACGUAACAAAACAACCCUGGGGCGCAACAGAUCCAAAUUUGGCUCCUAUGUGAUGGUUCAUGCACUUAAGCAGGAGAUGCCUCAUAAUGUGAAUAAGGUGCAUGAAACUCUUAAGGAGACGGCCAGCACAGAAAGUCAAGAGGACAGUUCAGACCCCAAGCUGAAGUGGCUCCAGAAAACACAACAGUUGAGGGUCACCCAGAUCAGCAAAGGGAAGAAAGCCCAGCGGAAAGCCCCGUGGGUCAGAGCUGAGCAGGGAGACUGCCAGUCAGCUGCUGAAACUUCAUCACAGCCUCUGCCCCCCACCAUCCACCUCAACAUCAACCUCAACACUCCAUCCCAUCUCCUUCCAUUACUCCAGCAGAAGGACCAGGAUGCCAUCAUCAACUUAGCAUCUCUCCAUGGUUGUCCUCAUUGGAGCCCCGCAUCUGAAGCUGAACUUGCACUGUCCCCUGGAUAUCAACAAACAAAUCCAGGAAAGUCCUCCCAGAUGUCUCUGAAAGGGGUAAAUGCUCAACGUCACCACCAAAACCUGGAGAGUAGCCCUGAACAAUGGCAAAGGACGACUGCAUUAAAGUGGCCAUUAUCCUGUGAAGGGGAGGACCAGAAGUGGAGUCCAAAUGAGGUUCACACUAAGCAAUUUCCACAAAACCUCCCCAGGACACCCACCACCACUUCGUCACUGGGCUCGGGCUCCUACACAGUUCUGCCCCCUAUAAGAAAGCCAAUGACAGGACAAGAGCCUGAGCUGAGCCCUGGUCAGAGUGUGAACACAGCCUACCCCAUCCGUAAGAGCAGCUCUGAUGGAUACCUGGUUCAGAUGGAGAAGCAGAAGCAGCUGAGGCUGAGAGGCACUUACAAGGCAUACACUCUUAAAGACUACAAGCAGCUGAAGUCUGAUAUAAAUCUGCGAGGCCUAGGUCCUGACUACGCAGCCAUUGAACAGACAGCUGAGAAAAUGAAACGACAGAGGGUGUAUUCAAAUGUGAUCCGAGAGCAGAACAAAAAGAUAAGUAGGAUUCCCUUUCUACUGACCAAGGACCCGGAAGGCAAGGACAAGAAAGUUCCCAGGAUGAAGGCCUUGGAAUAUGCCAGGACCAUAGCCAAACCCCCUGUACAGUCUCAACCAAGACAGAGACAGAAACACCAGUCCGAAGGCUUCACUGAGCAUGCUCCUUACUUGGAGGGCUUGGACGUGUCCCAGCUGGCCACACUGGAAGUCCUUAGAAAACGACAUGAAGAAGAAAAGCAGGCUGUGGCUGUCUUCAGAAAAGUACAUGCUGUCCGAGGCAAGCUGAUGUGUGGUGAGCGUUCUGGCGCAAAAUGGCUGCCAUGCAUCACCCAGGUGGGUGCUACACAUCGGUGGUGGUUGAGGUGAGUUUCCCCCCUUCACUGUCAGCGCUUUGAGUGUUCAAGAUAAAGCACUAUAUAAAUGUAAUCCAUUAUUUUUUAUAAUUAUUAUUAUUAAGUCAGUCUUUCCUAUUGUAAUAAUAUAUUUACACACACACACGCACACAGUAACCUUUAUCUUAUGCUGAACAGUAAAGAUAGAAACUUUGUAUGAAAUGCAGGUUUGGUAUGGAGUUAGAUCAGUCUCAGUAUUAAUGACUGCACACAGAAGGCUUCACAAAUGAAUUAAAUGACUCUGUCCACAUAAAUAUUCCUCAGUGCACACAAAAAUAUGUAUCGCAUGUAAAUGCAAAACAAAUCCACAAAUAAAAAAUAGGUUCACAAAGAUUUCUUGUUUUAAAUAAAUGUAAUAGAAAUCCACAAAUAUAUGUAAAUAAAUGGUAAAUGGACUGUACUUUCUAGUCUUUCUGACUACUCAAAGCGCUUCACAUACUCAAAUAAAAGUAUUGGAUGUUGCUACAUUUCUGUACAGACCGUUGAACCUGCAUUACAAGCUGCUUGUCGCUUGUGAACGUCACUGCGUUUGUGUGUGGGUUCUUUGAGACUGAUUCACGAAUGCAGGGAAUUAUCGGUAGCCAAUCAGAUGGCUCCUUCCACUUCAGCCAAUCACGUAAGCGUAGAUAAUAAUUUUUUUCAAUUUUGAAGCAACUUUAUUUACAACACAAAGACGAUAAGUACAGUGACAAACUCAAUGCUGUACAAAUCAAGUUUGAGGGUGUCAUUUAAUGUGAUCACGUAGCGUUACAUCCAUAGACAUAUACACGAUACAAAAUAUUAAAUUUAAUAAAAUAACUUCUCAGCUGUGAAAUGUUAUUCCCUGUUUCUCAGUUUUGGAACAUCCAAAGCAGCACAAAAGUCUGACAUUUUCUACUAUUUGAACGGGUCACAGGGCACAGAUGCAUCUGGCGAAUGUGGCAUCUACUUUAUAUCUAUGGCGUUACAUCUACCCGCUGGUCAACCUCCACACGGCGUCUGGUAGCUGCUCUCCACAAGUAAGUGACUCGACUCCUGUCGUGCAUGAUUAAAUAUGUUUGUGUUAUGAAUGCUUGCUAUGUUAGUUAGCUAGCUAGCUAAUGGAUGAUCCUAGGUUGUCUGUCAGCAUUAUGUAGCUAACUUGUUAGCUAAUGCUAGUGUGAAAAGCCACAAGACUAACUUAGCAAGCAUUCUUAACUCAAAAACAUUUCAUCAUGCACGACAGGAGUUAUCACUUACCUGUGGAGAGCUGCUACCAGACUCCAUCUGUGCAUUCCAAUACCUAUACGACCAAACCUUUUAGUAUGCCAGAAAAUGAUUUAGUAUGUCCCAUACAUAGUAUGUCAAAUGCAGUACGCCAAAAAUACCAGGAUGUCCUACUGCAUAUGGGCGCAUUUUGCAGUAUGCAAGCCAGCAUGCUUUUCUGGCUAUUCUGACCCACAAUCCUCUGAGCAAUCCACCUCACACAUUUUGCCAAUAAAUGGGGGGGCGACUGCAGAAGGUGAAGAGCGCAGACAGAUGACAGCUCAUUGACAGACGACAGCACGAUGACAAAUAAAGGGAUCCAAUGCAAUGCAAAAGCCUCAUUUGAAUUCCUGUAAAAUCCUAUUCUGCCUGUUAGCUGUUUGAUAUUUCAUAACUCUUCUCAAUCCUGACAACACUGUUAGGGUGGUGCUAGAGCAGCUCCACUUCAUUUCAUACAUGGUUUAUUUACAGUUUGAGAUACAAAGACACUACAUAUCAGGAGUGAAAUGUUUUGAUUGAGAAGUAGUAUGUCCCAGUUGUAUGCAUACUGAAUGCAACUGUCGGUACUUUGUAAGGGCAGCUGCAGUACGGACUAAAAGUAAAAAGAAAAAGUUUGCGAUUUGGAACGCAGGCAUGUUGAGGUUGACCUGAGGUUAGACAAGCAGCUUGUAAUGCAGGUUCAACAGUCUAUGUUAUAUGUGUACAACACAGUGUAUAUGAAUGUAGCAACAUCCAAAUAUGUUUUUGUUGAACAUUGCAAAUACUUUUAAAUACAUAUAUUUGUGGAUUUCUAUUACAUUUAUUUAAAACAAAAAAUAUUUGUGAACCUAUUUUUUAUUUGUGGAUUUGUUUUGCAUUUACAUGCGAUACAUAUUUUUGUGUGCACUGAGGAAUAUUUAUGUGGACAGAGUCUUUUAUAUAUAAUUCCUGAAAUACAUUUGUGAAUCCUUCUGUGUGCUUUCAUUAAUAUUAAGAAUGAUCUAACUCCAUAGUUUGAUGAGUUUGAGGUGAUUCCCAUAUUGUUAUUUUAGCCACAUUAUCAAUUUGUCUCCUCCUUCCACAUGGUUACACUGUUUAACCUAAAAUAAUCCACACACCCCGUUGUGGGUUUGAUUUGUUUCCUUCCUCCAUUUCUCUGGUGAACCGUGUAGAAAACCCUGCUCAAAUGACAGAAGACACUUUGAAGCUCACCUGAUUUGGUCCCAGUCCUACAUUUUGUAGCCAUUUUCUAAGUAGUAACUCCUCCCCAACACAAAACACUCUCAAGCAGCUCAUUUUACUAAUUGAACCCUCAGAUCAUUAUCAAAGCACUAUUUACCUCUGUGCAAUAUUUUAAUUAGAUUAUAGUCUCUAUUUAACCCAUCAUGGGCUCUUUGAAGCUCUGUGUUUUUAGUGUUAAGUCCUCAGAUGCACGGUUGGAAAUGACAGAGCCCUUUUUAAUUUAAUGAGAAACGCUGCCUAUCCAGACUGAGUCUCUUUGCAUCUUUUUUAGGUCCCACCUACUCGUUUUUUGCCAUUGAAAUCUAGUUAAUUGAAGGAGUCUUUCAGCGCUAUACAUGAAGGGGGCCAAAUUAGCAUCCCUUUCUGCCCAUUGGGAAGCUACGGCAGACGUGGAUGCUUUGAUGUGAGAAGCACGCUUUCAGUAGGCGGCAGGCUUCCUGAAAAUGAGCUGAUGGCUCUGCUAUUAGGCCCAAAUGCAGAUGCGUCCAUGUGUUGCAAAACGCUUAAUCUUUUAAUUGAUCACCUUCUGCAUGGCCUAUUCUCCACAUUUUUCCCCUGCUGCCUGUUAAUCAGAAUCACAUUUUGAUGAUGACAUGAAUUGCUUUUCAAAAGGCAAGAAAGGAUGGCAGAUCCAGUGCGAAGGACAAGAGAGGAUUGCAUGUUAUUGUGCAAAUGCCCGUGAGAGAUGCAGCUUGUGGUAAAACAACUGAAUACGUAAUAAGAGCUGUUUUAAGAUUCUGAAAUGUGUGUGUGUGUGUUUGGCUCUUAUGUGUUUCAGAAAGUGUUAUCUGAUUAAUAAUUAGACAGUAAAUACUUUACUGUCCACCCUCCAUUGUUAUCACAGUAAUAAAUGAACAAUAAAUAGUUCACUGCAACAUUCUCAUAAAGACAGCUCUUUUAUUAAUCUGCUUCUGCAGGCAGACUCCAGCUUGGCAAAGUGGAUUUUACAUUAUGCUGGACACCUGUUUCUUUGAAUGAGGUAUCCUACAGCGUGGAGGUAAAUGACUUUAUCGGUGAAUUAAUGAAAUGACACUGAAAUAGUGCCAAAAAUAUUUGAAUGUUUUUUUGCCUCCACCAUAUUGAUUAGGACUCAGGCAAUACUGCCCUGAUGCCUUAAAUUCCAGCUCCAAAUGACAAAAUUACCAAAUUACACAACAGGACAAGCCCUGAGAAAUAAAGGGCUAAAUUCUUUAGAACGUUCACUGACAAUAAAAUGCCCAAAUGUGCUAAAAAUGAUGUUGAAUCUUUUGUUGUUGUUUUUCUGUUGUUAUUUUGUUCUAUUCUUUCCAUGGAGAAUGCUCAGAAAGUUGUGUUUUAACAGUAUGUGUAAUAAAUAUGUGCUCAUUUCUGCAAAACUGAA